Molecule: messenger RNA, 2032 nt
Organism: Eruca vesicaria subsp. sativa (arugula)
Lineage: Eukaryota; Viridiplantae; Streptophyta; Magnoliopsida; Brassicales; Brassicaceae
Source: the annotation of a GenBank genome assembly
GACACCACCUUACCAAAGCCUUUAAAGGGUUGUUCUUCUUUACUUAUUUUUAAAAAUUUUGAAUCUAAGAUGAACAGAAGAACGUUCCUCGUUAUGUGUGUGACCAUUACAAAAUAAAGCUUAGUUUCAAUUUCAUAUGGUAGAUAUACAUUAUUCUUCCAACGGUCGAAAAAGAUCAUCAAUGGUGUCUGGUAAGGUCCGUGUGACCAUGGGUUUUAACAAAUCUCCUACAAGCAAACCAAAAGACAUGACCACUCCUCCUCCACUCCCUCUUCCCCCUCAGCCUCCUCCACAGCUCAAACCGCCUUCCGGUUCUGCUACGAAACCGUCGUCUAAUCAGAAACCAGGUUUCACUCGCUCCUUCGGCGUUUACUUCCCACGCGCUUCAGCUCAAGUACACAACGAUCAAAACGCCGCCGUCGUCUCAGACCUUCGUCGUCAAGUGGAGACGCUUCGCGAGAGAGAAGCUCUGUUAAGGACAGAGGUUCUCCAGCUCAAGCUACUCAGAGAAUCAUCCGUCUCGGUUAUCCCGUCGCUCGAGGCCCAGGUCGCGGAGAAGGAGGGCGAAAUCGAGGAGUCGAGGAAAGAGACGGCGAGGUUAACGGAGGAGAACGAGAGGUUACGGCGAGAGAUCGAGAGGAGCGAGGAGGUGAGGAGAGAGAGCGAGAGGAGAGAGAAGGAGAUGGAGGCGGAGACGGUUGAGCUACGGAAACUCGUUUCGUCGUUGAGGGAGAGUGAGGAACACGCGCUCUCGGUCUCUCAGAGGUUUCAAGGUUUAAUGGACGUGUCGGCGAAAUCGAGUCUGAUCCGGAGUUUAAAACGGGUCGGGUCGAUGAGAAACAUACCCGACCCGGUUCCGAACCAAGAGGACGCCAACAAGACCGUUACACCCGGCGACAUUAACGGAAAAGAGGAGAUCGAGGAACUCCACGUGUCAUCACUCUCAACCGUUAGAUCUAGGGUUCCUAGAGUCCCUAAACCACCGCCUCAACGGUCAUUUUCAUCCGUCGAUUCCACGGAGAACAGAGCUGAUCCUCUACCGCGGAGAACGAACGUACCUCCUCCACCACCACCUCCGCGACCACCGCCACAUCUUCCGUCCGUUUCCAAAGCCCCGCCUCCACCACCGCCACCGCCGAAGAGUUUAAACAUAGCGUCGGCGAAAGUAAGAAAAGUACCGGAAGUUGUCGAGUUUUACCACUCGUUGAUGAGAAGAGACUCCACAAACUCGAGAAGAGAUUCGACCGGCGGUGGAAACGCCGCCGCGGAGGCAGUACUUGCUAGCUCCAACGCUAGAGACAUGAUCGGAGAAAUCGAAAACCGAUCGGGUUAUCUACUCGCGAUAAAAACGGACGUAGAGACGCAAGGAGACUUCAUAAAGUUCUUAAUCAAGGAAGUAGAAAACGCAGCGUUUUCAAACAUCGAGGACGUGGUGCCUUUCGUGAAAUGGCUCGACGACGAACUCUCUUACCUUGUUGAUGAGAGAGCAGUGUUGAAACACUUCGAAUGGCCGGAGCAAAAAGCCGAUGCUUUACGUGAAGCAGCGUUUUGUUACUUCGAUUUGAAGAAACUCAUAUCGGAAGCUUCUCGUUUCCGUGAAGACCCUCGUCAACCUUCUUACUCUGCUCUCAAGAAAAUGCAAGCUCUGUUCGAAAAGUUAGAGCAUGGGGUUUAUAGUCUGUCGAGGAUGAAGGAAUCAUCGGCGACAAAGUUCAAGACUUUCCAGAUUCCGGUUGAUUGGAUGCUCGAAACUGGCGUUACUAGUCAGAUUAAACUGGCGUCUGUGAAACUAGCGAUGAAGUAUAUGAAGAGAGUAUCUGCAGAGCUCGAAGCCAUUGGAGGCGGUGGCCCUGAAGAGGAAGAGCUUAUAGUUCAAGGCGUCAAAUUCGCAUUCCGUGUUCAUCAGUUUGCAGGAGGAUUUGAUGCAGAGACAAUGAGGGCGUUUCAAGAGCUAAGAGAUAAAGCGAGAUCAUGUCAUAUUCAAUGUCAAAGCCAAACACAUCAACAUAAGCUCAUGUUGAAGCAAUCUUAG